CCUCGAUCCACAAUAGCCCCAGUCUCUAUUGUCCUUGUAUUCACAAAUGGGAAAUGGGUAUUGUCACUGCUAACAGCUAUUGAGGAGGAUCACAGGACAAAGGGCAACCUCAUCGUGGAUGUUUUGCUAUUAACACAUUUUGCCUCUUCUGAUUUCUCCUGAACUCGAAAUCUCCAACAACCCACUUUGUUUUAUAUAUAUCCACCUCGUCCCCUGUUCUAACCCGUCAUCCAUCUUCAUCACCCCGAAAGAUUUCUCGAUAGUCAUGGCUUCAGCGCAAUACAUGCCCACGGCGGGCUGUGAGCAUCUCGAUGCCGACGCCACCAGCAAAAUCAGCGCCUUUCGCGACAACAGCAACAACCACCUCGACCCGGACUUUGCAACCUACUCGUGCGUCUCGUGCUCUCUCUCCGGCAGCUUCGCGGUGCUGAACAAGCACCUCUCCAAAACGGAGCAUGGGUUCGCCGUCUCUCACAAUUCCGUCUACUGCGGUCACUGCAAUGACCUGAUCUACGACCCGGCAUUGUUAGUCAGCAGCGGCAAAAGCAGCGCCAUCAGCAACAAGGUCAACGGGGUGAAGCGGAAAAUUACAGAAUCCAACGACGGCGAAGACGACUCCUAUCUAACAGCAAAUACCUCCCAACGACCGUGCGGCAGGACCGGUGUCCGCGGCUUGUUCAACCUGGGAGAGACUUGCUACAUGAACGCUGUGCUGCAGAUGAUGGUGCACAAUUCCCUACUGGCAAGCUAUUUCUUGGGAAUGGGCCACCCGAUUCACACCUGUCCGAUCUCCAAGGAGCCUGACAAGAAGGACAAGAACGAUUCCGACGACGAUGAUGACGAAGACGGGUCUGCGGAAGGUUCUCAGAAUAAGGAGCAGAAAACUUGCGUCGCGUGUGGAAUGACGGAGCUAUUUUCUGAUGUUACUAUGGUGGAUCAGCCUCUCCCUGCCCAUGCCGUCAACCUCUUAUUUGCUUCGUGGAAGAAUAUUCCGCAAAUGUCCGGCAAAGGCCAGCAAGACGCUCAAGAGUGGUUCAUCUGCAUUAUCGACCGCCUACACGAGGGUGUAGCCCAGUACGUUCCCUCUUCCGAAAACAAGUCCCACGCCACCAACCAGGCCAACGGGAUCGCCACACUGGAUAAGCAAUGCGUCUGCUUCUUCCACAAGGUCUUUUACGGGCGCUACAACAGCCAGAUCACCUGUGACACGUGUCACACCGUGUCGAGCAGAGAGGACGAGUUCUCGAGCAUCUCGCUAGAUUUCCAGAAACAGAUGAAGAAGCGGAAGAAGGGGGCCAAGGACGGCAGCACCAAAGAAUCCGCCUCGAAAGAAAAAGAUGCCGGUGGCGGCGGCGGCCACGAUGGAAGCAAAGACGACAAGGAAAACGCGAAGAAGGGCGACGGUACCAAAGCAUCUCACAAGGACAAGGCCGCGGACCUCAAAAUCACCAUCCCCACCGUCCAAGACUGUCUGCGCGCCUUCACGGCGCCCGAGCCCCUGUCGCCAGAGCAAUACAAGUGCAACAACUGCAACACGCGGCGGUCCGCCUCCAAGCAGACGCGCAUCCGGAAGCUGCCCGCCAUCCUCUGCGUGCACGUCAAGAGGUUCGGCAUGAAGCAGAUCGCCAGCGGGGUGUUUGGGCCCGAGAAAUACGAAGGCAAGAUCGACUUCAGCUUGCACCUCGACAUGGCCCCGUACACGACGCGGCCGCCCACCAAGGGUGCCACCGAAGCGGUGAAGAAAGACAAGAAAGACGGCGGCGAGGCCGAGAAAAAGGACAAGGACAAGGACAAGGACAAGGAGAAGGGCAAGGAGACCAAGAAUCCUUCCGCCCCGGCUUCUGCAAAAGCGGGUGCGAGUGCGGGUGCGAGAAAGGAGAGCGAGUUCAUGUACGACCUCGACUGCGUGGUCGUGCAUCAGGGCGAGCACGCCCAGAACGGCCAUUACUUUGCCUUCUGCCGCCAGGACAACAAGUGGUUCCGCUUCGACGACGAGAUUGUCAGUGCGACCACCACCGAGGACGUCUUGAGACAGGAGGCAUAUCUCCUUUUCUACAGCUUGCGCAGCCUUGAGAAGAUCUGAACGCCGGACGACGGGCGCGCGGGUUGUGCGUGUGCGGCUUGGUUGGAUAUUGGGCUCGCGGGCUGGGUUGCCGGCGUCGGUGCGGACAGGAAUAUGGAUGGGCAUGGCAAUCAAAUAAGGGGGGCGCUACCACCCAGGCCUAGAGCAUGAGUAGAAUGCACUUGUAAUUACAUCUCAGAUCUGCCUCCCUCGGGUGCCCUA
Cladophialophora immunda is the source of this 2284-nucleotide messenger RNA. RefSeq lists its product as uncharacterized. Bases 266 to 2083 code for a protein of 605 amino acids. NCBI's taxonomy places the organism in Eukaryota, Fungi, Ascomycota, Eurotiomycetes, Chaetothyriales, Herpotrichiellaceae. The record is from RefSeq and is a predicted model, not a curated record. Gene Ontology annotation, molecular function: cysteine-type deubiquitinase activity. Gene Ontology annotation, biological process: protein deubiquitination. The transcript is spliced from 2 exons.